Penicillium cosmopolitanum is the source of this 1812-nucleotide messenger RNA. RefSeq names its product glycoside hydrolase family 1 protein. The transcript has a single exon. The record is from RefSeq and is a predicted model, not a curated record. NCBI's taxonomy places the organism in Eukaryota, Fungi, Ascomycota, Eurotiomycetes, Eurotiales, Aspergillaceae. Gene Ontology annotation, biological process: carbohydrate metabolic process. Gene Ontology annotation, molecular function: beta-glucosidase activity. Bases 1 to 1812 code for a protein of 603 amino acids.
AUGAUAUACUUAGUCACCUCCGUCCUUACGCUUUGCAUGACGCUUGGUCUCUCAACUGCUGUCUUAGAUAGAGGCCCCGUGACCUCUACCAUCGAGAGCUACGAAGAUCUAGCCUACAAAUACGGAGCACCUUUCUCAUACACACAGGAGACUAGCAAUUUCUAUGCGACUGCCCUACCCACGGGGUUGUCGUUGAGUUUUGCACCAAAAUUUGCCACUUUGGAGUCAUUGCUCCCACGGGAUGUUACUUAUACAACAUACAACUUAGACCCUUCCGCUACGCAGCCUGGUCGUUAUGGUCAAUCGGCCUUUGCUGAAUUAUGGGCACCUAUCAAGUAUCGGAACUCAACCCUACCUUUUAGCACGACAGUAUCACCAACUCCUGUCCCUAAGAGUGAUCUCGUAUUUCCCCUUCACUCUAUCAAGCCCGUCCCACGUCUGGCUCUUCUCUCACGACACGUAAGCUCCCUAAAAACUUUAUCUGGGGAGUUGCUAGCAGUGCAUGGCAGAUUGAGGGGGGGAUUGAUGCUAGAAGGGCGAGGUCCAUCAAGCCUUGACAUUAUUGGGGCUCUGCCGCAGCCAGAAACUGGUUAUGCAAAUGACUCUGUCAUUUCCGCAAUGCACUAUCUUCUGUACAAACAAGAUAUUGCUCGGCUGGCUGCUCUUGGAGUUCCACAUUUCUCUUUUUCAAUCUCGUGGACUCGCAUUGUGCCCUUUGGUGAAGAAAAUUCGCCAAUCAACGAGCUUGGACUCCGACACUACGAAGAUGUGAUCGAAACGUGCCUUUCGUACGGUGUCACUCCGAUGGUCACAUUAUUUCAUGGUGAUGCUCCUUUGAACCUUUCUUUCGACGAUCCGGAUUUUCCGGAUGCAUUUUUGUAUUAUGCAAAACAGGUCAUGACCCGCUUCGCCCAUCGGGUCCCGAUAUGGGUUACUUUGAAUGAGCCCAAUUUGCUGGUGGAGAGAGCUGGAUAUGGCGCAAACUACAAUCUUCUUAAGGCUCACGCAAAGGUUUAUCACUGGUACAAAGAUAGUCUUCGAGGAGAUGGAAAAGUUACUGUGAAAUUUGCCAACAACAUUGCCAUUCCACAAGAUCCCACGAACGAAACACAUGUUCAAGCUGCGUUACGCUAUCAAGAGUUCAGCCUUGGCACCCUAGCCAACCCGAUAUUCCUUGGGAAAACCUACCCGAAAUCUGUCUUUAAUACAGCCGGGACAAACUUAACAAUAUUAUCGGAAGAAGACUUGGCAUUUUUCAAGGACACAAGUGAUUUCUUGGCAAUCGACCCUUACACGGCCCAAUUCGCCUUGCCUCCUCCAAACGGCAUUGAGCAGUGUGCGAGAAACUCAUCAGAUCCAAACUUUCCUAUGUGCGUUGUCACGACAGAGUUGCAGGCCAAUAAUUGGUUAAGCGGCGAUGCAAGCGGUGAUUACACCUAUCUCAAUCCACAAUAUUUUCGCCAAGCCCUGGGAUACCUUUGGAAAACGUUCCGGCCCUCUUCCAUUGCAAUAACUGAGUUCGGAUUCAAUCCUUUCAUGGAAUCCGCACGUGAUGUCAAUAAUCAGCGGUAUGAUAUAGAGAGGACCCUCUAUAUCGAGAGCUUUCUUGAAGAAAUGCUCAAAGCAAUACAUUUGGAUGGUGUCAACGUUAUCGCUGCAUUUGCAUGGUCCAUUAUGGACGACAAUGAGUUCGGCAGCUACGAACAACAAUAUGGAAUGCAGCAUAUCGAUCGCUCAAGUCCAGUCUUGGAGAGAGCAUACAAGCGAUCGAUGUUUGACUUUGUUGACUUCUUCCAUUCGCGAAUCGUCUAA